AUGCAUUUCUCUGGCCUUUUGAUCGCGUCGCUGGUGGCUGGCGCCCUUGCGCAGUCUGUGUCGAACCCACACAAGUUGGCAGCUCAGAGGUUGGCUCAGAGAGCUCCAGCUCCGGCGCCACCACGAGAACGCCGGUCUGUGCCCUCGCUCAGGAAGAGACAGCAGCCGAGCUUCUUGACGCCUCAGACCCAGAAGUUCGCCGUCAAUGGUACCGGCGUGCCACUGGUUGACUUUGAUAUUGGCGAGUCUUAUGCGGGCACGCUCUCUAUCGAUGGAAACAGCUCAAACCAGAACCAACUGUUCUUUUGGUUCUUCCCCUCCGAUAACCCUGCGGCUUCGGACGAGAUCACCAUCUGGUUGAACGGCGGGCCUGGAUGCAGCUCGCUUGACGGGCUUCUGCAAGAACAUGGCCCGUUCCUGUGGCAGAGCGGGACCUACGCUCCCUUGCCAAACCCGUUCUCCUUUACGAACCUGACCAACAUGGUCUACGUUGACCAGCCUAUUGGCACGGGUUUCUCGCCUGCUGCGCCGGGAGCCCCAGCAAAGAUCAACAACGAGGUUGAUGUUGGCAGACAAUUUGCCGGCUUCUGGAAAAACUUUAUGACCACCUUCAACCUGACGGGACGCAAGGUCUAUCUCACUGGCGAGUCGUAUGCUGGGCAGUACAUUCCGUACAUCGCCAGCUAUAUGAUUGAUCAGAACAACACCGAUUUCUACAACGUUGCUGGCAUCCAAAUCAACGACCCCAGUAUUGGACUCAACUCUGUGCUCAACGAAGUGCCUGCCGUCACCCACAUGAACAAUUAUGCCAAUGUCUUCGCCCUCAAUGACUCUUUUGUGGCUGCCAUAAACAAGCGCGCCGAGGAUUGCGGCUAUAUCGAGUACAUGGAAAAUGCAUUGACCUUCCCACCCAAGGGCAAGUUUAUGGAGCCGGUGAAUGCAUCAAACCCAGAUUGUUUCAUCUGGGAAGACAUCCUGUUUGCCGAACUCUACGUGAACCCUUGUUUCAACUUCUAUCACUUGACAGACUACUGCCCGUUCCUGAAUGACGAGCUGGGCUUCCCAUCUCUCGGCAACGGACCAAACAACUACUUCAACCGCAGCGACGUCCAAACUGCUAUUCACGCCCCGCCUACCGACUACGUGAUCUGCGGCGACGACACUCUAUUCCCCAAAGGCGACCAAUCCGACCCAUCGUCCUUCACCGCCCUUCCUCACGUUAUCGAACACACCAACAAUGUCAUCGUCGGCAGCGGCCUUUUGGACUACCUGCUCAUGACCAACGGCACGCUGAUGACCCUGAACAACAUGACCUGGAACGGCGCCCAGGGCUUCUCCAAGAGACCCUCUGACAAGUUCUUUGUGCCAUACAACCCCUCGAUUGGGUUCGUGAUUCAAGAGACGACCAACCAGCCCAUCCCCGCCACACCUGUGGGAUUGGUCGGCGGUGGUGGGUUCAUGGGUACCACGCACACCGAGAGAGGAUUGACCUGGGUGACGGUCGACAUGGCGGGUCAUGAGAUUCCCCAAUAUGUCCCAGGCGCCGCGUACAGACAGCUCGAGUUUUUGCUGGGUAGGAUCAAGAGCCUGACCCAGAUGGGUGACUUUACCACGCAGACUGGUAACUUUACUGGCACUACUCCAUUGUAG
Messenger RNA from Fonsecaea nubica, 1650 nucleotides. RefSeq lists its product as hypothetical. The record is from RefSeq and is a predicted model, not a curated record. The coding region runs from base 1 to 1650 and encodes 549 amino acids. Gene Ontology annotation, molecular function: serine-type carboxypeptidase activity. NCBI's taxonomy places the organism in Eukaryota, Fungi, Ascomycota, Eurotiomycetes, Chaetothyriales, Herpotrichiellaceae. Gene Ontology annotation, biological process: proteolysis. The transcript has 5 exons.